AUGGGUUCCUCGUCUUCCUCUCCAGCGGACGAUCUGCCAGGGUCUGACCUUCGUCUGCCGGAGUCAGGGUUGAGGUUCAGCAGUCAACAGGUCAGGUCACUCAACUCAUACGUCGACACUCUUUAUGAAGAGGAUCUCAGCGGUCGUAUGUCUGUGGAGACGGAAGUGUCUAUAGAGAACUUGGUCCAGAGAAUAGUAGACGGAGCCGGUCAGAGAGACCCGCGGUUCAGAUGCUGUCAUCUGAUAGCGCUGCACAGAGAUAAGAAGAUACGUUCUCGUUCCCUGGAAUACCUCGUGACCCUGGACUCUCUGCCAGUCUUGAACAGUUCUGAAGAGUGUCGCCUGGUGGAAGGUCCCGUGGGAUUUGGGAAGAUCAGACUCUCUGGCAAAGAAGCUGAUAAGUGGGCUGAGUUUAUCACUGCUAAUGGAUAUUUAUGCAGAGACAAGUUGGUAGAGCGUUGGGUCCAGUUAGUGGCCAAGGGUGCCUGCGGGCGCGGCGGAGGAGCCUCCAGGGCGAUGAGUGCUCGAGCUGCUGCACACGCAAAGCCUGGAGAAUACUGCUAUAUAGAGAAAGUUAGUUACCAGGCGUCCAGUGAGCGAAGGUUGGCUAUAGUAGAAGGAGCUUCAUGGGUCAUGGUGCGCGUGGGUCCCGGCCAGGACGAAGCCAAGAUGAUGCUAGCAGCUCGUGUGGCUGGUUGUAGCGAAAAUUCAUACACCACUAGAGUACCAUUGACACAUCCACUUGCAUUGCUGCACUAUACUGCUGCUCAACACGGUUACUACGCAGCAGCCGCGGGUCCACCUACAUCCCUAUCGAUAGCAGACCGCAGCGCCACCUGGCAACUCUGGAACCCGACCCUGGAGGCCAUGUUAGAUGGACACUUCUCAGAUCAGUCCACGGUAGCCAGGAUAGCUGGAGCCCUUAACAGUUUAGUUGAUAAAAUGAGGGAGGGAUGUUUUCAGGGUUCCGCUCACCUCCUGAGUCGCUACACCACUAGUUGUGCCCUCCGUCAUCGUCUGCAGCGGUGUGCGGCGAUGAGAGGUGUGUCUUCGUUACUGCCCGCCGCUCAUGCCGCUCAUCACUUGCUCAUUGUUCUAGACAAUCUGCUUCACCUGUAUGAGCACGGCGGCCCUGCAGGGUUUGUGUUCUGGUGGACACGCGAGGCGGGGGCGAGGCGCGGGGCGAGGGACGCGGGGGGCAGGGAGGAUGCUACUGCUAUCAGGAACUGUCUCAUGUACCUACAUAGAGUGGCUGUUGGCGAAGAGAUCCCUCAGACACCGGCAGAGAAGUUGGAGCUGGCUCUGUGUGGGCGAGUGAGGGGAAGGGGACUAGGAGGUCCGGGGGGUCCAGGGGUAAGAGACCCCGGGUCAGUUGGAGGAGGCUUCGCCAAAGUACAUUUAGUGUACUUGGCUAGAGUCGCGAGAGAACUACUGGUGUGCAAGAAUAUGAUAAAUUAUGAUGACCCCGGCGUCUUCCGUCCCCAGCCUCACCAGCGGACGUCUCUGCCCCUGGAGGGUGUGGAGCAUCUCGUGCAGCUGUUGGCUGUGAUGCUGGACCAGGGCAGGGACCUGUACCUGUGGGAGCGGAGGAUGACUGACGGGAACGACCCUCAGCUGGCAGCUUACAGAUCUAAGAAGUGGAGCAAGCUGAAGGAUUAUUACGACGCGUCUUCCGCGUGUCUCAUAGACGCCGUCCGACGUGACCCUGACCUGGUCCGCGAGGAUCUGACUGAGGAAGUCACUAUCAUGAGACAUGCCAUCAGCUGGCUGCAGAAAGGGGCAAAGGAAGAUAAGAAGUACCUAGGGCCGGUGUUGAAGCCUUAUCUACACCAGCUAUAUACCACUGCUGCAGAGAACUCCUGUUUCCUCGAAGGCUUCGAUGUCAGGAGUUCAUCUGAGUUGGACGGUUUGAAGGAGUACUGCAGGUCGGUGUUGGGGGGGAGGGACGCGGGGGAGGGGCUAGUAGUGGCGGGGGGCAAGUACGGCUGGGCCAGGGUUAUGAUGGAACUUGUGAACAAAUACAGACAUACAGACUUCCGUGUAGUGUUUCCGACGGGUGAGGGUCUCGCCGUAUCCUCUGUCGUGAAGUUACCUCCUAGAGAACGUUCUCAUCUCACUUUAAGUAGACGUGACAAGGCUGAGGCCAAGCUGCGUCUGGCUAAGCGAUGUGUGCUAGCCGCCUUCAACAACGUUAUGAUCGGAAGAUCACAAUCAAAAAUGUGUCGUUACGAGAGUACAGAGGAGAUCCUUGCUAGUGUCAAAAACGGUAACUACUGGAGGAACAAUACGAAACCUGAUGUUAUACCGAGUAGUCAAGCAUCUCCCGAGCAGGCCAGGGUGAGAAGAAGAUCACGAAGAAGUAGACCGGCUACUACAUACGGCUUCCCGGAAAUCACCAUAACAAAUCUAUCAGACAGCAAAACAUUAAGGAGGAAGUAUCACACAUUGAGAAGUCUGGUGUACUCGGAUCCUGUAGAGAGCAUAAAAGAAAUGAAGGAAAGACCCCAGUCUGCCGGGUCUACUGUGAGGAGCAAAGAGACUUUGAGUAGACCGACCAUACUGGAGACUUUGGAUUUCAUCAACAGUGUGAAAGACGCUUUAUCUGUGGAGGAAUCAGGAGCGUCAGAUGUAGAGGAAUCUUCUUGGUCAGCUCGCGAUGAAUGGGUCGUGUCCCGGGCGAGUCCUCUUGGAGUGAUGACGUCACGGGGGGGAGUCCUACAUCUCGCACUAGGGGACUUGGUGCCCGCUAUGUUGCACGCGGGGAAGUUUUCGACUCUACAGGAGCUAUGUCCACGCCUGGGACCUGCCAGUGAGGGUGCUUUAUUCGCCCUUCACCGUCUCGCGAGGGCCGCUAGAGCAAGGAGCGCGGAGAGACACACAGAUACCUGGAGGCUCCCUGAGCGUGAAGGCCCCCCGGAGCCCCCCCAGCGGUACCGCGCUCGGUCCCCCGACCACGUGACGGAUGACGAGGCCCCUCCCCCCCUCCCCCCACCACCAACACGAUACAUUGACAGACAGCCUCAGUAUCCCGACUUCACACCCAAGCCGAUCCACACGGACCAGCUCGACUUGAGCCGUCUGACGCUCAACAACCAGACCUUCACCGGGGUCAUUAACCCCUUGUACGACGUCCGCCUGCCCAAAGACAGCUUCAGUGUGAAACGAACCAAAUCCAUAGCGAGGAGUCUUAGUACUAGAAGCCUUGGUAUCGACAUUCCUCGAUACAAUCUAGAUUUAGGGCUCAAGAAACGGAAUGAUGUCGCCACUGCUCUAGGUGACACUACUGGCGAGACAGGGCUUGAUAUUAAGAAUACGUAUCAGAAAUACACGAUAUCUAGUGUCGUGGGAGACUCCUAUAGACAAAGUAGAGUCACCAUAGACUAG
Molecule: messenger RNA, 3384 nt
Organism: Danaus chrysippus (African queen)
Lineage: Eukaryota; Metazoa; Arthropoda; Insecta; Lepidoptera; Nymphalidae
Source: the annotation of a GenBank genome assembly